AUGAAAAGCUAUGUAAACCACCGUGUUCAACCAGCGGCAUCCGAAAUUAAAACAGAAUCCAACCUAAAGCCACCAUCGAAAGGUCGAUCUACUAGCGACCUUCACUCCGUGUCAUUCAUAGUUAAGCCGAAGCAAGACAAAGAGGACCGAUCUCCUUCCAAGGUUCGUACUGUGUCACACGCAGUUCGGAAAGCCUCGACCUUUCGUUCAAAAAACCGAACUUCACCCGAGGCACAACGGACUUUUUCGACCUCAACAAAGUCCGUUGAUCUGGUAUCGAGGACGCAACCCGAACGCCACCGAAGCCUCCUUAUCUAUGGAGCCGACCGUUUAGGCACAACAUUCACCACAAAAAUGUUUGCCGAAGAUUCACAGCUGAUGACCGUUUAUGAGCCAUUAUGGAUAACAAAGAAAUGGAACAAAGAAGACAUUAGUCAGAUACCGAAUUGGACCAAAAACGUUCUCGAUCUUCUACGAGGAAUUUUAAGUUGGGAGCCCAGGACACCCAAUGGUUUAAUUUCGUCUUUUCUUCCAAAGCUAUUCCUAGAGAAUCCCGACACCGACAUCCGGGUUAUCCAGCUUAUUCGAGAUCCCAGAGCGAGUUUAAGAUCCCGGAUUAAGCUAAAAUGGAUGGUAGACUGGAAGCAUUCCAGUUUUCCAAACGUAGUCAGAAAAAUAUGUUCAAACUUGGCCACAAACAUCAAGUUUGGCCGAAAUCUGGGCAAAUGGCAAGACAAGUACUUAGAAGUACACUAUCAUGAUCUAGCUGGAAAACCGCUGGAAACGACAAGAGCUAUGUAUGAGUUUGCAGAAUUUAUAAUGCCCGAUAGCGUUGCUGACUGGGUUGUUCGCAAUACUUCACCAACCAAAGAAGAAUUGAUGAAGGAA
Messenger RNA from Stylophora pistillata, 888 nucleotides. RefSeq names its product carbohydrate sulfotransferase 3-like. Lineage: Eukaryota; Metazoa; Cnidaria; Anthozoa; Scleractinia; Pocilloporidae. The record is from RefSeq and is a predicted model, not a curated record.